CGCGGGCUGCAAAAAGCCGUUAGUAUCAAUUUUCUUUCUCACAUAGAUAUCUCAAUACUUGGGUAGGAAAUCUCGCACUUGAUCUACAAUGGUUUCUGGCAGAUGGAUAGAAACAGGAGCGGAUCUGUGGAAGGACAAGGCUAAUUCACUGCAGUUUCGGCUGCGGAACCGUUUCAGGGUCGCCGUCGAUCACCACCGACGCCGCCCGAAGCUCUCAGAAGGGUACUUCGUGUCCACCAUAGAGCGAUUAGUCAAGCGGUUCAGCGAUUUUCGUCAGGAUUCUCUGCCUUCGUCCACCAUUUUCUACCGCAAAAGAGUUAGCAAGGACAUUGAUCCAGAAGCAGAUUCAGUACUGGCACGCAUGCUUCAGGCUGUUGCUGUUCCUCUUCUUGGAAAUGUGUGCCAUGUAUUUAUGCAUGGACUUAAUCAAGUGCAGAUAUAUGGUGUAGAAAAACUACAUAAAGCUGUGCUCAACCGGCCAGGAGACAAGCCUUUAAUUACGGUCAGCAAUCAUGUUGCUUCUAUGGAUGAUCCACUAGUCAUUGCUGCAUUGCUUCCCCGAAGUGUUAUUUUCAAUGCACAAACUUUGAGAUGGACACUAUGUGCAACUGAUCGGUGUUUCCGAAAUCCAGCAACAUCGGCAUUCUUCAAAUCUGUUAAAGUCUUGCCAGUUUCCCGUGGUGAUGGAAUUUAUCAAAAGGGUAUGGACAUGGCUAUCUCAAAACUCAACUGUGGUGGAUGGGUUCACAUAUUCCCUGAAGGUAGUCGUUCUCGAGACGGUGGGAAAACCAUGGGCUCUGCAAAAAGAGGCAUUGGAAGGUUGGUCCUAGAUGCUGACCGUGUACCAAUAGUUGUCCCAUUUGUGCAUACUGGGAUGCAAGAGAUAAUGCCCAUAGGAGCCAAGUUUCCCAGGAUUGGAAAGUCGGUGACUAUACUUGUUGGUGAUCCUAUUGUUUUUGAUGACCUUCUUGCUGCGGAGGGAAAUCACAACAUAUCAAGAGGAAAGCUCUAUGAUGCUGUUUCUGCUAGAAUUGGUGAUCGUUUACAGAAGCUAAAAACACAAGUUGACAGAUUAGCAGCUAAACAAUCACUUGAUCAAGAGAGUUGCUUAGUGGAAGCUGAUUUGGAGGAUAGAAUCGGUGGUGCAGAAGAUGAUAGAAACAAGGACUCGUAUUUUAGAAUGGGCUUCUCUGGUUAUUAUGGCGGUUUCAGAUCAAGAGUCAAGAAUUACAUGGAUUCAACUGACCUAACACUCUUCUCAGCUAGAGGUUUGUUUGUGAGGAAGCACGGUGCAAACACAAAGACCAUUCAAGAUAUUGGUCCACUGCGGCCAUGGCAUAACUUCUUGAGAUCCAACUGCAGAUUAAACUAUUCUGCCUAAAGAGGAUGUAGGCAUUGCUCAUUGCUUUAUUAGUAUAAAUAUAGAUAGAACGAUUUUUAUUUUGCUUUUUUUAUUUUGUUUUUUCCACGUUUCGGUUCGUUUACUAGUGAAAGUUAAUAGCUUCUAGUUAUCAUGUAGUACACGAUUGCAAGCCGAAAUCCAAAUGAGAACUAUCCAUGGGAUAAUGGGACAGUUCGGGCUAAUCCAACUGAUCAAUCUAUUAUUAUUGAUCUCUUAAUUUCUACAGUUUCCAAUGAGG
Molecule: messenger RNA, 1640 nt
Organism: Cuscuta epithymum
Lineage: Eukaryota; Viridiplantae; Streptophyta; Magnoliopsida; Solanales; Convolvulaceae
Source: the annotation of a GenBank genome assembly